Molecule: messenger RNA, 1887 nt
Organism: Verticillium alfalfae VaMs.102
Lineage: Eukaryota; Fungi; Ascomycota; Sordariomycetes; Glomerellales; Plectosphaerellaceae
Product: WD repeat-containing protein
Exons: 5
Coding region: 1-1887 (628 amino acids)
Biological process (GO): proteasome-mediated ubiquitin-dependent protein catabolic process
Cellular component (GO): GID complex
Molecular function (GO): protein binding
Source: RefSeq, a predicted model, not a curated record
AUGACGUCCAAUCAAGGUCGCCUGCUGUCAUGUGCUCACCUCUUGCAGCAUUGCUUCUCCAAGCCAAAACGCACCUGGCUGCCCAACAAGCUCUUGCUCAUUCCACCGCGGGAUCAUUCCCGCGGUGAACGGCAGGUCGUCGACCUCACGCUGGACUCCCAUCCUCAUUCCCCUCCCCAUUCCAAUCCCGAUCCCAACUCCGACGGCCCAUCUACCUCGCCAAAUCCUCGACACAUCGCCGAACCCGUCUCCUCUGCCCCCAAUCCAGACCAGCUUCACCAGUCCCCGCCAUCAACGUACACCAUCGACAGCCGUGAACACCCAUCUUCGAGUUCCCAUCCUCGCGCCAGUACCCAUACGAUAGCAUCGAACCAGCCACGCCAGGCCCUCGGCCGGAGACAACGCAGCGAUUCAGACCAGGAACAUACGGACUUGGUCGGAGGUACCCCAAAUCGGAGCUCUCGUUACAAGCGCCACCGGACCGACAUGCCAGCUGAUGACGAUGCUCGUACCUCGAACGGGACGUCGAGGCCUAGCCAUAAUGGUGCUUCCACUGCUGAAACCACGACAUCCUCGGCUAACGGCAUAUACAAAGCGGCGAUAGCGACAAAUGGCUCCUCAGUUGUCUCUCGUUUGGCCUCCUCCUCAUACCAUGGCCAUGACAGGGAGGAGGUCACUCGCAUCCUCAUACAGACCUUGGCGGACAUGGGAUAUCAGUCCGCUGCCGAGUCUUUGAGUCACGACAGCGGCUUUCAGCUUGAGAGCAAAACUGUUGGAAGCUUUCGAACUGCUAUCAUUGAUGGGGUGUGGGAUGUGGCCGAAGAACUCCUCUCUGGGGCUGCUGCCUCCGGUGACAGGGGCCAGCAGGGGAAUGGUUUGGUUCUUGCUUCAGGAUCCAACCCAAGCCUCAUGCGAUUUUGGAUACGACAACAGAAGUUCUUGGAAUUACUGGAAAGCAAGCACAUUAGUCAAGCUCUUGUGGUUCUGAGGACGGAGCUUACGCCAUUAUACCAGGACACCCAGAAGCUCCACAUGUUGUCUAGUCUACUCAUGUGCACGUCGACCGAAGAUCUGCGGUCUAAAUCCGGCUGGGACGGCUCACGGGGUAAUUCAAGACGUGAGCUGCUUUCAGAACUAUCCAUUAUGAUUUGGGAAGUCCCCUCUUUCAACGUUGUCCGGACACUAGGGGACCAUGUCGAUGGCUGCGCGAAUCUGGCAUGGAGUCCGGAUGACUCCAUGAUAGUAACAUGCGGUCGAGAUAAGCAUGCACGGCUGUGGGAUACCAAGUCCGGCCACCUCCUAAAGAAGAUUGGCCGCCUCGCAGAGCCUGUCAGCGGGUGCGUCUGGGCGCCGGACGGCCAAAGCUUCGUGGUCAGUUCACUGGACAAGGAGCACAGUAUACAGUCCUGGAGCGUAGACGGAGAGCUCAUAUGCGACUGGGCAAAGAAGCACAGGGUCCAAGAUGUCUGUGGUUCCGCCGACGGCCACUGGCUGGUCGCCGUAGACGACUCGCAGUCGAUUCAUAUCUACAACGCUGUGACGCGAAAGCUUGAAUGCACUAUGAAGCUCGAUUCUAGGCCAACCUCGGUUAGCAUCAGUGUGGAUUCGAGGCAUCUGCUGGUCAACAAACAAAACGACGAGGCGCAGCUGAUCGAUCUGAUCGCUCGGAAACCUGUACAGAAAUUCAUCGGACACACAGGCGGCACCUGUUUGAUUCGGAGUGCUUUUGGUGGUGCGAACGAGAGUUUCGUCGUCAGCGGCAGCGAAGACGGCAGCAUACUUAUCUGGCACAAGAACAGCGGAGUGGCCGUGGAAAGGCUGCAGGGCCACUCUCCUCGGACAAAUGCUGUUGUGUGCGACAGAUCCGUGCAUGAUUGCGUCCUGUGA